GAACUUCACCAGUCACCACGGAUACUCGCAACCAACUGCACGAAGGCACUUGCAACGGAAUGCGCGCUGAUCUACCAGAAGUGAAAGCUACCGAGCGUUUAAUAAUUUAGAUGUAUUGAUGUGCAGAAACAAGGUGAAAUCCUAUUAGUGAAAAUUGCAGCCAGCGGAACCGCACCAAGUUCAAGAGUGUAUCCGGACGCCUGAUCGAUAUUAUCAAUGGAUACGGCUAAAUUGAGCGACUACAGCGAGGCCAAGACGCACUUGGAGCAGCUCCAGCAGACGCUCACGCACCUGGACCACUCCCACCCGCAUCCCCAUCACCACCACCAUCAUUCCCACUUGGGACUGUACCAUGGGGCGCCCAAUACAUCGACGAUAACCACAGACUCGGUGGUUUCCUGUGUCAGUUCCACUCUGCCGUCGGUGGCCAAGGCCAUUUCCGCAUCCCCCAGCUGCAGCAACCUGGAUGCGGAGCGCAAGAGGUGCCACAGCAGUGACCUGGAUGCGGGGCACACGCUCAUGGAGGCCAUCUGCAUUGGCCAGAAGUCGCCUCCGGUUCCUCCGCUGCCGCCGCCAUGUUGUUUGGCCUUGAGCGGAAGCUCCUCCCCACCUCCCAUCAUCGCAACGGCGGCCUUGAUGCAUUCCUCUUCCGGAUCCUCCAGUUCGAGCGGAGCAAGUGCCUCUCUUUGUAAUGAUCUCAGUCGGGAGUCAUCCUGGUAUGCCCAUCACCAUCAUCACCACCACCACCAUCACCAGCUGGCCGAUGAGCUGGUCAUGUAUGCCACGCCCACUCCCGCGCCGACUAUUGGAAAAUUCGGACUGGACACAUCCACGGAGGGUUACUUGAACGCAAGGUACAAUGUGAAUGUCAAAGGCGUGCGCCAUGAAAGAACAUCCACUUUCUUCGACAUACCCGCUGUGACCCACCCACACCCGCAUCCGCAUCCGCACUCGCACCCACAUCCGCAUCCUCACCCGUACUGCUACAGAUUCCCAUCAUCGCCACCCGCGGGCAUUCUGAAAAAGAGCGACGAAGAAACAGCCACCGCAGCCGCUGCUGCUGCCGCCGCCGCUGCCGCUGCAGCUGCUGCUGCGUAUUGCAGUGACGUCACCUCGGGGCAGCACUUCCAGCACCACACGAAGAUCGAGCACGCGGACUCCACCACGACGGCGGCGCAGCAGCAACAGCAACACCAGCACCAGCAGCAACAACAACAACAGCAACAGCAGCAGCACCACCAGCAACAACAACUGCAACAGCAGCAAUUGCAACAUGCUGCCGCACUUCACCCGCACCAUCAUCACCACGGACAGGGACACCACCAGCAUGCGGAGCAGGGCCUGACCCACCUUACCCCUUUGCAUGCCGCAUCCGCCUUCAAGUUUAGCCACACAGCGGUCAUAUCUAGUUCGGCUGUGUAUGCCACGCCCCCUCAUUACGCCCACCAACAGCAGGCCCAAUCGCAGUCCCACGCUGCCGUCUAUCGUGACCUCUCCCCCACCUCGGCGGCAGCGGCGGCGGCAGUGGCGGUGGUUAGUGACGCGGAUCUGAAGUACGAAAACGGUCCCUACAACGCCACCAUAUCCUCCACCUAUCCGGCAUCCUUGAGGCCCAGCGUAGUGGACUCAACCACGUCCAGCGAUGCGGAGCUGCGCUUGGACCACUUUUACGCCAGCAACGGAAUCACCACCAGCAGCAAUGGCCAAACCAUCAGCCAGCGGCGCGGGUCGCUGCAGCUCUGGCAGUUCCUGGUAGCUCUUCUGGAUGAGCCAACCACAAGUGCCAGCUGCAUCGCCUGGACAGGACGCGGUAUGGAGUUCAAGCUUAUUGAACCGGAGGAGGUGGCUCGGCGGUGGGGCCUGCAGAAGAACCGCCCGGCUAUGAACUAUGACAAGCUGUCCCGCAGCCUGCGCUACUACUACGAGAAGGGCAUCAUGCAGAAGGUGAACGGUGAGCGGUACGUCUACAGGUUUGUUUGCGAUCCAGAUGCCCUUUUCAACAUGGCGUACGGCCAUCUGUCCAACGGAUCCAGCAAGGGCGACCAACAUCAGUUGACCCUCGCGCUGGCCAAGACGCCGCCAAGUACGGGCGACUCCCAGACGCAAUCUUCUCGAGUCGCCAAGUCGGAUUACUACGACACCGCCACUCUCCACAAGUAUUAGCUCUGAUGUGGGCGGAGCGUGGGAAUGCGGCCAAGGGGGCGUGCCCAAAGACUCGUGUACAUUGUGUAAUCUAGUUGCGUGUGUAUGAAAUGGAGUUUGGAGCAUGGUGAGCGGAUAGAGCGAAAGACAGCGAUCUCAUCAUAACCACAUAUGCGUAUGGUACUUUAUACGACGUCAAAUAUAGCAUACUUACACGCCCACAUAUAUGUUCAUAUGUGUAUAUAGCGGAGGUAUUGAAAUUAGGGACCGUAAUCGUUAUGAGUUUUAUUUAAAAAGGCACAAAAUAAUCACUAUUCUCUGAGCGAAAAAAUAAAAAUCAUGAAUAAUCAUUAUUCUAUUAUUUUAAUCAAUAAAUAAUCAUUAUAUUUUAUUUUAAUUUCUUUGCUCAGAGAAUAAUCAUUUAAAAUAAAAGUCAUACAAAUAAUUAUUAUUAACGGUCCCUGAUAGAAACAGGAGGAUA
Drosophila bipectinata is the source of this 2623-nucleotide messenger RNA. RefSeq names its product Ets96B (gene Ets96B). Gene Ontology annotation, molecular function: DNA-binding transcription factor activity, RNA polymerase II-specific; sequence-specific DNA binding. Lineage: Eukaryota; Metazoa; Arthropoda; Insecta; Diptera; Drosophilidae. Gene Ontology annotation, cellular component: nucleus. The record is from RefSeq and is a predicted model, not a curated record. Gene Ontology annotation, biological process: cell differentiation; regulation of transcription by RNA polymerase II.